This is a messenger RNA of Peronospora farinosa, 762 nucleotides long. The record is from the annotation of a GenBank genome assembly. NCBI's taxonomy places the organism in Eukaryota, Oomycota, Peronosporomycetes, Peronosporales, Peronosporaceae.
AUGUUUGAGAACGACGCGCAGGAACGACUGCUCCGUGCACCGCUGAAUCCGCAGCAGGCGGUGAUGAGCAACGCGGGGGAUCCAGGCAGCAUCCGCCGGCAGGAGAUUGGCAAUGUGGACGGCUUUACGUCCCUGUCGAAUCGGUCGACCCCGUCCACGUAUUGGCAAAAGAUGAAAAUGAUGGAAGCGGCGACGCUCAUGCGCUAUCUGCGCUAUGCGAACGUGGUAUUGGCAGUAUUACAAGCGCUUGCAGGCUUCCUGGGACUAUUUAAUCUCGUGGUGCUCGACAUUACAUGUUUCUUUAUCUCCGUCUAUGCCAUUAUUUUUGCACUACUAUUGCUGGCAUUUGAAUGUCGCUUUAAGCACAUGGAACCUUGGAUUCGUCAGCAAUUUGGCUUUUUAUUCACAUACCGUGGACGUACAGCCUUUAUCUUCAUUGUGGGCUUUAUGGACUUUGGCAUGGAUGGCUCACUGCCCACUUUCGUGGGCCUUCUCAUGUGUGGCAACGCUAUUUUGAGUUUGCUCAUUAUACUCUUCCACCCGCAGUUCCGUGAGGGUACAUUGGACAUGAACAUGGACCCAACAGCUACUUAUCGUCCAGCUGCCGAGGAAACGGAGACACUGUUGCGGCAACAUGAAGGAAUAGCAUCAAAAGCUGGAGCUUUUGUGCUUCAUGAAGCAGAGGAGCACCCGGAAUUCAUGGCCAAGAUGGCCCAAUCGUACGCUUCUCAGCAUGGGUACGUGCCUCCUGCGCAAAAGUAG